AUGGCGGCCCCCAUGGCCCAAGUCGGGCACAUGAUGUGUAGCAAAACCCUACGUUGUUUUCGGCGUUUUUCCAGCGGCAAAGGGGUCAAACGAAAAAUUCAGAAAUCAUCAUCCAAAGUGCAGAGACCAAUUGAUGAAAUCAUACAGAAUAUUACCAGCCCUCGCCCUGUAUCCUUCCAGCAGAUGUAUCAUCUUCGUCGUCAGGAAGCUCACCGGAGUAUCCUUGUGCAGAUCCCGUCCAAGAAACACAUCAGUUCUGUAUACAACCAAGUAAAACCUUUAGGAAAAGUGAUGAAUAUAUUCCAUUUUUCUCAUAUUCGGGACUAUGCCCUGAUUGAGUUAGAAAGCAGAGCUGCUGUACAGCGUGUCCUAAGAUCAGCUUCUCACUUCUCCAAUGAUGAGAAGAUUCCUGUGGAGUCUAGAGUUUUACUGCUGACAGGAGGCUUCGAGUCGGUUGGAAAACAGACGAUCCCGUUACCUGUUCAGUCUGACCCUAAGGAGAAAUUUGAGAUCUCAGACUGCUACAAUGCCACUGGGUUAUCACAUCAGAUAGAGAUCCUGUAUCACAGAAAUCAUCUCACAGAUCUGGGAUGUCGUCUGAGGUUCUUUGUCUGCUCAAAGCUAGAGGACAUGUUGUCUGGUCUUUUUCCCCAUUGUGCUGUCCUACCUUUUGGCUCAACAGUGAAUGGGUUUGGAAAACAUGACUGUGACCUUGAUAUGACCUUGUCUCUCCUCCAGUCAGAGCACCAGGUGGGAAAAAAUCCAAACCUUAAAUUUAUGACAAAGAAGAGGACAGAUAAUGAGCGAGGCUUUACUCAGAGGAGUUUACAGACAGUUGCUGAUAUCAUUGAGCAGUUUGUUCCUCUGUGUUUGGGUGUUCACAGAAUCCUUAAUGCCAGAGUUCCUAUCAUCAAGUUCAGAAAUGAUGCUUGCAAUAUUGAGUGUGAUCUCUCCUUCAGCCAUAUAUCUGGUCACCGUAUGUCAGAAGUCCUGUGGGUGCUGAGUGAGUUGGACCCUCGUGUCGCCCCUCUGGUCUUUUGUGUCAGACACUGGGCACGGGUUAACGAGGUGAAUCGUAAACACCCCGGCCCGUGGGUGUCCAAUUUCAUGCUGACAGCUCUUGUGGUGUUCUUCUUACAGAGCCACCCCCAGCCUGUCAUACCCAAACUACGCACACUGUAUCAUCCAGUCAAUCCACAUGAUGAUUUUAGUGCACCAUUCAUGUCAGAUUAUACCAAAGUGCCAAAAACCAAAAAUACAGAUGAUUUAGGUGAACUGCUGAAGGGUUUUUUUGCCUUUUACUCAUCGUUUGAUUUUCAAUCACGGGGCAUGUCUGUGAUAGAAGGGACGACGUUCAGUAAGCCGGAUUUCUCACCUGUCUACCUAGAAAACCCUCUGGAUGUUAACCUAAAUGUCUGCAAGAACAUCAAUAUUCCUGAGUUUGAGAGACUGAAGAAGGCUUUUGAGACAGCCCUCUGGAACUUGGAGACAAAUGGGGAGAAGAAACAGCGGGCUUGGGGGUUAAUGAGUAUUCUGCUGCCAAAUGGCAAUGGGAAUAAUGGUAAACUGCAUGUUCAUGUCGGUGACUUGUUCUCACAGAGAUCAGAAUCUGGCAAUCAAGAUGGUAACCAGGACGGUAACGUAGAUGAUCACCAGGUUGAUAACCAGGGUGGUAACCAGGACGGUAACCAGGACAAUGUCAGUGAUAUGAGGACUAAAGCAGAGCCAUCACAUUGAUGAUUUCAACAUCAUAACACAGGACAAAAUUCUCACAUGUGAAAGUGACAGUGCUAUUUUAUGCAUAUCAAUUAAAAGGAAGUGUGUUUAUAAUUGCAAAGGUAUUGUAUUUUGUCUCUUGGCAUAUAAGUAGUUAGAUACAUAGUUACGGCUGUACCUCUUCUGCCUAAAAUCCAUUAGUCCAGUGCAGUAUUAGUGUUGUACUGAACAAACAGAGGAAGGAGCAGGGCAAAUUAGACCUUAAUUUACAGCAUUCAGUACAUAAUGCAUAUACAACUGUAUAUGGGUUACCAGCACAAUGGCAUGUAAGAUACAUGGACAAUGACAUGGAGAGGCUAAGGUACUUGGACAUUUCCUGUACAGCUACAGUGUUUGGGCCAGAAAGUAGAGAUAAAUAUAUUUAUUUAUUUAUUUAUUUGACUGGUGUUUUAUGCCUUACUCAAGAAUAUUUCACUUAUACGACGGCGGCCAGCAUUAUGGUGGGAGGGAACCAGGCAGUGCACGGCAGAAACCCACGACCAUCUGCAGGUUGCUGCCAGACCUUCCCACUUACACCUGGAGAGGAAACCAGCAUGAACUGGUCUUGAACUCACUGGGACUGCAUUCUUGAGAGGCUCCUGGGUCAUUACGCUUCGCUAGCGCGCUAACUAACUGAGCCACGGAGGCCCUCAGAUAAAUAU
Liolophura sinensis is the source of this 2417-nucleotide messenger RNA. RefSeq names its product poly(A) RNA polymerase, mitochondrial-like. The transcript is spliced from 8 exons. Gene Ontology annotation, biological process: RNA 3'-end processing. The coding region runs from base 1 to 1737 and encodes 578 amino acids. NCBI's taxonomy places the organism in Eukaryota, Metazoa, Mollusca, Polyplacophora, Chitonida, Chitonidae. The record is from RefSeq and is a predicted model, not a curated record. Gene Ontology annotation, molecular function: poly(A) RNA polymerase activity.